UUUUAAAAACAAAGGGCUACACGGUUGCAAGAAUCAAACAAGCGAACAAGCCACGCAGAGAUCCGCCGGAGUCGGUGCUGUCGUCGGUGCGCGGUGAACUGCAUUUCGACUAGCACCAGUGUACUGAAUUUUCUUCUCUUCAAUACAGCUUUCGAUGUGUCCUCGUCUCCAGUCACGCCGCGCCACAUGGCCCCGCGCGCUCUAUUUAUGCCCCAUUCCGCCGAGCCAGAGAGCCAUCCAUCUCCAUUCCCAAUCCCAAAUUCCCAAUCCCAGUCCCAGAAGAGAUAACGAAGAUGAGGAACCAGAAGAGCCGCGUCCAGGAGCGCAAGGUCGAGCACAUCGACCUCAUCCCGGGGAUGCCCGACGACGUCGCCGUCGACUGCCUGGCGCGCGUCCCGCACGCCUCCUUCCGCUCGAUGCGGGGCGUCUGCCGCGGCUGGAACACCGCCGCCGCCGCGCCGGACUUCGCCCUGGCGCGCGCCGAGGCCGGCGCCAACGAGGACCUGGUCUACCUGCUGCAGUUCGGGAACCCGGCGGCCGCCGCGGACGACGCCGCGCCAGGGAACGCCCAGGCGUACGGCGUGUCGGUGUACAACGUCACCACCGGGGAGUGGCGCCGCGAGGGCGCCGCGCCGCCCGUGCCGAUGUUCGCGCAGUGCGCGGCCGUCGGGAGCCGCCUCGCCGUGCUCGGCGGGUGGGACCCCAAGACCUUCGAGCCCGUGGCGGACGUGCACGUGCUCGACGCGUCCACCGGCGUGUGGCGCCGCGGCGCGCCCAUGCGGUCGGCGCGGUCCUUCUUCGCCUGCGCCGAGGCGGGCGGUAAGAUCUACGUCGCCGGGGGCCACGACAAGCUCAAGAACGCGCUCAAGACGGCGGAGGCCUAUGACGCGGGCGCCGACGCCUGGGACCCGCUCCCGGACAUGUCCGAGGAGCGCGACGAGUGCGACGGCAUGGCCACCGUCGCCGGCGACCGGUUCCUGGCCGUCAGCGGGUACCGCACGGGCCGCCAGGGCGGGUUCGAGCGCGACGCCGAGUGGUUCGACCCGGCGGCCCGCGAGUGGCGCCGCCUGGAGCGCGUGCGCGCGCCGCCGUCGGCGGCGCACGUGGUGGUGCGCGGCCGGGUGUGGUGCAUCGAGGGCACGGCCGUGAUGGAGUACCGCGGGGAGCGGCGCAGCUGGCGCGAGGUCGGGCCGUCCCCGCCGGGGCUCAAGGCCGGCACGGCGCGCGCGGUCGCCGUCGGCGGCGGCGAGCGCGUGGUGGUCACCGGCGCAAUCGAGUCCGAGGGAGGAGGCGCCGGGCACGCGCUGUGGGUGUUCGACGUCAAGUCCAAGAACUGGACCGUGGUGCGCCCGCCGCCGCAGUUCGCAGGCUUCGUCUUCUCCAUUGGUUCAGUGCGCGUGUGAUGUCUCGUGGCCCUCGGUUGCCGCGGUGGCCGGCCGUCCAUGGCAUGUAUGGCAGAGACGAGCGGAAGGCAGAUAUGCUAGUAGUCGACGGCGUCGAAGGCGAAGAGAGGUAGUGUAGUUAGCUCAGCUGUGUUCAUCUGCUUCUGUUGCAGAUCUGAAUUCCUGCUCGUUUGGUUGGACUGAUGGAUCAGGAAUGUAGUAAUCUUGUUUUUCGAAUCUAUGGAGGUUGGAUUACAUGA
This is a messenger RNA of Hordeum vulgare subsp. vulgare (domesticated barley), 1642 nucleotides long. RefSeq names its product F-box/kelch-repeat protein At2g44130-like. Gene Ontology annotation, molecular function: protein binding. The transcript has a single exon. Gene Ontology annotation, biological process: negative regulation of cytokinin-activated signaling pathway; regulation of phenylpropanoid metabolic process. Bases 294 to 1403 code for a protein of 369 amino acids. NCBI's taxonomy places the organism in Eukaryota, Viridiplantae, Streptophyta, Magnoliopsida, Poales, Poaceae. The record is from RefSeq and is a predicted model, not a curated record.